AAACGAUCCACAAGAUAAUACUAACGAAGAUUCAAAGCCUUCUACCAUCAGACCUCAAAUCUGAGUCGGAGUCACUCCGCCAAACCUGUAAGCCAGCGCGAAAGAACCAAUUCGUUUACACUAGUUUGUGAAAAAGACAAUGAACAUUGAGUAGCAUAGCCUGAACAUUCAUGAUAAGGUGAAGUAUAUAAAGCAUUUCAACAAGGCGUCCAUUUAAAAUAGACUGUGUCGACAUGCAUUACCGUGCCCCAUUGUUCGGGUUCAUUCUUUGCUGUCUGCUAACCAAAGAAGCUUUAUCAGGACAAAAAGAUCAUGAUAAAAUAAGUUUCUUACCUGGUGUAUGGCCAAUGCCAACUUUCAAACAAUAUUCUGGCUACCUUAAUGGCUUUACGAACAAUAUUCGAUUACACUACUGGUUGGUUGAAGCAACUGAAAAUGCUGAAUCGUCUCCCCUCAUACUAUGGUUAAAUGGAGGGCCAGGAUGCUCGUCAAUGGAAGGGUUCCUUAGCGAAAACGGGCCUUAUAAUAUGAUAGAAGGAACAAAUUUGGUAAAAAAUCCAUAUUCAUGGAACAGAUUAGCCAAUGUUUUGUAUCUAGAAGCACCAGCUGGCGUUGGAUUCUCAUAUGCUGUUGACGGUAAUAUAACUACAGAUGAUGAUUUCACAGCGUUGAACAAUUAUCAUGCAUUAUUACAUUUUCUUGAAAGAUUCCCAGAGUAUGAAAACAGAGAUUUUUAUAUAACCGGUGAAAGUUAUGCUGGUGUAUAUGUUCCUACUUUAGCUUUACAUCUGAUUAACUCAACAAAACUUCAUUUAAAGGGUAUCGCUGUUGGCAAUGCCUUAACUAAUUAUAGACUCAAUGAUAACUCCAUGUUAUAUUUUGCUAAAUAUCAUGGAUUAGUUGGCGAAAAAGUAUGGAAUGAUUUACUUGCUCAUUGUUGUCAUAGUCCAUACUACAGUCAAUGUAUGUUCACUGAUAAUCCUUCAGAUAAAUGUCAACGUUUAAUCAAUUAUAUAUCAGAUAAUGUAACCAUUGGAUUGAAUGAAUACAAUAUAUAUGAUUAUUGUGGUGAUGUUAGUAGUAUAAUGAAUCAAAACGUUGAAAAUUUAUAUUCAUUAUCAAAUAUUCAUUCUAUGUUUCAACAUAGUGAUUUUGGUUAUCUCUUUGAAAAUAAUACAUAUAUUCAAAAGAAGCGUGAAUUACUUUCUCAAAUUCGACAGAAAAUUCGAGUAAAACUAGUCCUUCCAUGUAAUGAUGACUAUUUGAAUUGCUAAUUAUUUAAAUAUGCCAUUUGUACGUGAGUCUAUUCAUGUAAGAAAAGAUAUACCACAUAGUUGGCAGGUAUGCAGUGAUGAAGUCAGCUCUUUGUAUAUACGCAAUUAUCGAGAUUUAUCUCAUCAAUAUAAGAAAAUUUUGGAAUCAAAGGUAGGUGAUUUUACUUUUUGGUUUGCCUUAAGGAAUUUGAUUCGUUGUUCUUCUGUAAAGAGAUAUGCUGUUGAUUAUUCAACACAUUGAUGUGUAGGAACUUGUGAAUUAGACAAUCUAACAUGACAGGUGCACCUAUCUAGGCAGCACUGUUUCAACUACAGACGACACAGGUACAGACGAGGAUGUCACAACAGUCACGAUCGGAAAACGAAGACAGACGUUCAUUUACCUGAAAUCAGUGUGGAGAUCUACUGCACUGUACUCCACUCAGCAUAAAGUAUGAACAACAUCUGGAUUUUCAACACCAAUUCAGUCAAGUCAGUGCUUCUAGGUGAUGGUUCAGGGACUUGGAGCGUUACGAAAAGCAUUUCCAACAAACUAUAGACAUUCAUCAGCAACUGCCUACUCUGGCUGGAUACUGAAGAUCACAUGGCCAGAAUAAUGAGAAUAAGCAAGAAGGAACUCUGACUGGCUGGCUGGCUGGCAACGAACCAACGAAACGAGAACCUAUCACCCAACAAAUAUGCACUGGAAAGAAGUGGAGUGGACUGGGCAUACACUAAGAAGGCCUCUUUGGGACAUCAUGCACCAAGCACUCGAGUGGAAGCCACAUGGGAAACGACGAGUUGGGCUUCCGAUGUGAGUCUGACAUGGAGAAGAUGGUGUGAGGAAUAAACAGAGCUUGUGGGCAGUUUUGGAGCCAGGUUGAAAAGACUGCAGAGAACACAGUGUGCAAUGGAGGUGCGCUAGUGAAGUGGUACGUUCCACUAGGAACCCAAGGCACAAAUAAUUAUAUAUAUGGUCUAGUCUUCUGUCAAAAAGAGAUUGAAGGGAUAAAUUGUUAGAUUAAUUUUCAUGCUUGGGUAUACAUGAAGUUCUAGUUGUGCAUGAGAUAAAUCACAUACCUAAGCAAAAUUACUCAAUCAUAUGAUAAGAAAUAUCAUGGAAUGUACUAUGAAAUUCUAUCAAGUAUAUCACCCACCUCUGAACUAAUUUUUAAGGAUAUUGAAUAUUAAAUAGAUGGAGAAAGUGAGAAACAAUCUUCUGGAAAAAAACUUUUAUAGGUUAAUCACAGACUUGGAAUAGAAUUCAUAUAGCAUAUUUUCUGUCAAUUUGUUCUAGAAUCAUAUGACUUCAGAGUUGAUUAAUGCGGUUAAAAUACUCUUAGCAAAGUCACCUCGCCUUGAAAGAACGUAAACACACUAGUAACAUAUAAAUACUCAAAUUGGUACACUUCUUGAAAACGUGCAAUAAGAUUUCUAAUGGAAUGAUAUUCUAACAUUUGGUCAGUUGAUAAGUAUGCAGACUUGGAAACUUCCAAAAUCAGAGGAAGUAAUUUCAUGAAGCUUGUAGGAAACGCAAAAAAAAUUUGUUUCAUUGUGAUUACAUUUGCUUUAAUGGAGGGAUAAAACCGAAUGGACUAGGUUGUUUUGUGUUCUCUGAGUUGCAUUGUUUAAUUGUGGAGCUUCGAUCGUUUUCUGUAUGAUAUUAAUAGCAGCAACUUCAGUAUGAAGUUAGUGAUUAUUAUUUUUUCUUUGAGUUCCAAGUGGAAUAUAAGGCUUAAGUAACACGUCACCGUUUCACUCACCUCUACGCAGUCUUUCCCUUCAACCUGACUCCACCACCACCAACAACCUUUCAUUCCUUCCAAACACACCAUCUCCUCCAAGUCACUCUCACCUGGGACGCCCAACUCAUCGUUUCCCAUUCGGAUUCAACUCGACUGCCUGGUCUGACCUAGUGUGUGGUGUCCCCACAGCGUCUUCUCAGUGUAUCUCCGAUCCAAUCCAAUUCAAUUCAAUCCAUCUCCACUUCCUUCUACUUCAUAUCUGUUGGGCGAUAGCUUCUCACCUCAUUGGUUCGUUGCCAUGCAAGAGUGAUUUCCCUGUUGAUUAUUCUUAUUGUUCUGGCAUCUCAUCUUCAGUAUCGAGUGAGAGUAGGCAGCAGCUGUUGAUGAAUGUGUGUAGUUUGUUGAAAAUGCAUUUCGUAGUGUGUCAACUCUCUCAACCACCACAUGGAAGCACUGAUUGAUUAGACUGACAUGAGUGUUGGAAAUCCGGAUGUUGUUCACGCUUUAUGCUGAGUGCAGUGCAGUGCAGUGCAAUGCAGUGCAAUGCAGCAGAUCUCCAUCUCCACACUGAUUAUCUCAGAUUAAUGAAGGAAGGCGUGUCUUACUGUCUUUCCAAUCCUGACUGCCUUCACUUCCUCAUCUGUGACUAUGCCUUUGUCUGUAUCGCCUGUAGUUGAAACGAUUCUGCCUAGGUCUAGGUUGGGUUGGAGAGACAACUUCCUUCACAUUUCCCCGUUCAUGGUGGUUGGUGCUGGUUGUUGUUGUUGUUGUUGUUGUUGUCGGGUUGGUAUCCUCAUCACCUCCGUCUUCUCUUCGUUCACCUGAAGCAAGUCUUAUCUUCCUUCACUGUCCUGCCUCACAACUUGUUAGUUUUCACCUGUACAUCUUCGAGUUUGUGAGACAAGACAUUACACAUAAAUCAUCAUCAUCAACAUCGGCGGUGAAAUCCAAAUCAUCUUCUAGUGUCUUUUCUUUAAUGCAGACAGCGCAUGCUCCUCUUCUCUCUCCUCACAUUUUGUUGCACGACCCAGUCGAGUCGAGUCCAGUCGAGUCGAGUCGAGGUGAGUAGAGUCGAAUCGACCACAAUCACGAAGGUGAUGGCUGAUAGUAGACGGCAACCUUGUCUUACUCCUGUCACCUAUCUUCUCUUCAAAGGUAUUGCUGAGCUUUCUUUCCAUUGUGAAUCACUUGGCAUGUAGCCUCAUCAUAUGGCAUAUGGCUGGUGUUGAAUGAGGUUGAUAAAGUGUUAUGGUAUUGAAAGUGUAGUGUUGAAGCAGUUGCCCAAUUACUUGUCGAUUGACUCUGUCGAGGUCCUUUUCAAAAUCGAUGAAGUUGAUGUUGAGUUCAGUUGACUGCUAUUCAUUCUAUGCUGUGUUGUAUGAUGAAGCGUAGUGUAGUGUUGUAAUUUGAUAUACACAUGAUUUGUUCUUUGUGAAUGUAGUCAGCCUGUUGUGUUGUUAAUUUUGAAUGGGGAGCAUAUUUUCCUCUCUGGAGGAUGAUGUGGCUUGAUAUUCUGCUUGUGUGUGUUUGGAGAGGGAACAUGAUUGCUCUCCAGUUCUUGGAAACACUUACAUGUGGUAUCUAAAUGAUUCUGCAUCUGUUCUAGUUAUGAACUAUGUAAACUGUCUCAAGAUUGUGGAGUUACAUGAUAUGAAUAUGGAAACUAAAUUGUCUGAAACAUUAUUCAGUAGAUGAUUCUGUUUCAGUGUGUCUGAUAAUUCUAAUAAACAGACUAAAGAUAGCGACCAAGCAGUUCGAUACAGUGUACCAGUGGGAAUUAAACCUAUCAAGUAAAAUCUCAUAACACUUUGACGUUCAAAGCGAUAGAUGCUGGUUUCAAGUCUCAGUGAGAUUAACAUCACUCACGGGGGGGGGGGAGGUACAUCCGGUUGAUGGUCCCAAAUAAGACGAAAUGCGCAUUCUGGAUCUCACUGCUAGUUAGUCAGCAGACAGACAAUCUAACACAGUGUCGAAGUUUUUCUCCUAUUUUAUUAGCAUUCAAGUAGUUUAAUUUCCACCUGAAUGCUGAGAAUAUUGAAGGCUGUUCAUUAUCCUUUUCAUUUGGUUGUGGUAACCGUUUAUAGUGCAGUCAUAGAUUUACAAGUAGAAUGUGAUCACCUUAGAUAUCGUUUUUUAAAAAUAAUAAACUUUGUCCCUAAUCAUCCAAUAUGCAUAAUCUUUGAUCUAUACACAUGCGUAUAUUAGACCUUUAGUUUACUCUUUUUUAUGGACUGAUUUGUUCUGAACAAUCAUAAAAGUGCCAACCGAGUAGUAGUAAUAGUAGUAGAGGGUGAGUAAGUUGUGGCUUACACUUCGUCUAAUUAGUUGAUAACUUGAGUAUUCUUAAGUGCGUUUAUGCCAUAACCACCUCAUACUUUUUGUUGUUUUUUUAUAAGAAUUUUACUCAACUACUUACAACGAACUGAGUAGUUAGAAAUAGAGUUUUAUAACGAAUACAUAUUCUUUCGUUAAAUUCUCAUAAGGCUUUACAUUUACAAAUUAUUCAGCAUAGCCAUUAUAUGAUACCAACAUGAUUAAUUGAAUUCUGGUAGAUGAAUUAGAAGAUAACAAACAACAAAGGUGAUAAUAACAAAAUAAAAAAAAAUCUCGGAAAGUUUCUACAUUCUCAUAAUCAAUCCUUGAGGAUGUGUGCGUAUGUGUUUGUUUACAGGCACUCUGUGCCUGUAUUCAUCACGAAGUGACAUCAUUUGGGGAAGCAUUGAAAACCUGGGAGUACUGGACAGUUGCUGCAUCCCAGCAUACGACUCUUCAGUAGUACGCACCCACAACCCCCACUAGGGAUCGGAACUCACGACCUUCAGGUUUCACAGUCAACGCGUUAACCAUUCAGACACUGGGUUGCAAUUCGAUGGUUCACAGUUUCCAACUUCACGAUACAGUGUGACUAUCACCCAACACGUUCACAAUGCAGCCUGAAAGUCGUCAGUUCAAUGACUAACCAGAUCGUGGGUGCGUGCUGCUGAAGAGUCUCGUACUAGGAUGAAGCAGUUGUCCAGUGCUCGCAAAUUCUCACUGCUUCCCCCAACUCACAUCACUCCGUGAUCAAUACUACCUCAAAGUUGAAAAUCCCCAUUCCUCUCCCAAAUAAAAUUAUUGUCACCUAGUGAUUAGAUAACAGAAUGUACAAACAGAGAUAAUAUUUACUGUUAUCCGGAUGAUUGGGAAGGAAUUUAGUGUAAUUGUGUUUAGGUUGAAGUUGAACGCUAUGGGAGUGAAGGGAAAGAGAAUGAACAAACAUCUUGUGAAUACACAGAUCCAGUUUGAAAAUUUUAAUUGUUAUGACUUGUGCAUUGCUUAGCAAUUGGAGGCGCACAGAAUUGGAGUGUAGUGAAGUGACUUUAUAAAUAGUAGUAAGUGGUGAGAAUUUGUUAAUUUUGUGUUCAGUAUCUAGUAGAUGGUGGAGCAUUGAGUUUUUGAUGGAUUUCACUGUUCCUUUGCCAAACCACUCUAGAUGGUGUUUAGUGAAGUGAUGGUGGGCUUACUGAGUCCUUCUACCUAUGUAACUAUCUCCACAGGUGUAGUUAGAUUUAUAAAUGCACAUAGAUGUGGUGAGAUUCGUAAGCCUAUCCAUCAACUGCAUUGUCAUCAUGUGGAGAGUAGUAAACAUCAAAUAUGGUGAGGAGGCAAAGAAGGUUUUUUUUAAUCAGAUUUCUGAGUUUCCGUAUCAAUAUUUCUUCAAUUACAUCUCGUUUGAACGCUAAGGUUUGAUACAAUCGUUUGUACUCUGCACCAUUUGAAGGCGCUUUUCUGCAGCUGUUUUUUAUUGUUACAGUACUUACGAACUGUUCAAGAUACUCGUAAUCAUAUAAAGAGUUCUCUGCUGUUCUUAAUUCAGCUGUGCAAAUAUAAUACCGACUCGAAAUCUUAGUGUACGAAUUAAAUUCCUUUUGCACAUAACGAAGAAGAAUGUGUAAACCGACGGACCCAUAAUUCCUUACAAUAAAUACGAUGUCUGAUACUGCGCUAUGUCCGUUUUGAUAGUAAAACAUCUAGAAAUGUCAGAUCUCCGUCUAUUUUUGUUUCACAGAUGAACUCAAUUUCUGAAUAUCAGGAUUAGUAUCAUUUUAACACAGAAUAAAAGUGUCAUGUAUGUAUCUACAAUAGAAAGGACAAUUUAUCUAUCAUGCUGCUCAGUGGUCCACUUUCUUUCCUCGAUCAGUCUUUUGUUUAACUAUCAAAAUGGGAAUAUUUAGUGUGCUGAAUAAACUUUAUCCCUUAAUGAAUGAGUAGCAGUGGUGAGAGAUUACAAGUAUUCAAUUCAAGUAAACUCACUUUCACUCCAGCAACUGAAUCGAUAACUUUAAACUGUUUAUCAAAACCCUUCAUCAAACUUAUAAUAUGUGUAGGCUUUAACAAGCUUGUGUGCACAAUCUAUUCAGUCCUGUUUGCAUUGGGAAAGCCAGUUUCCCCCUUAAGAUCAAAGCUUUUUAAGCAAUUGAAUAUCGUGAGACUACUCUGAUUUGAUAAACUGAUCUAUGCUUAUCGAAAUAUUAUUAUUAUUAUUAUUUGUCGCUUAGGUUCAUAGUGGAACAUAGGGCUUCACUAGCACUUCGCCAUUUCACUCUGUUCUAUGUAGUCUUUUCAGACUGGCUCCAUAACUUUACAGAAGCUUUCAUUUCUUCCUUAUAUGCUUAUAGAAUAGUAGUGUUGAAUGAAAGUUGUUAAAAUAAAUCGAAUAAAUAACUACCAAUAUGAUGUUUUCCUGUAUAACCUACCUCAUUUACUUUCCUCCUCUAGGUUCCAAUACUGCUCUAUAAUGGUGAUGUUGAUAUGGUGUGCAACUUUAUCGGAGAUGAAUGGUUUGUAGACAAUUUGAAGUUAAAACUUCAUGAUUAUCGACAACAUUGGAUAUACACAUCUGAAGAUGGUACAAAACAAAUUGGAGGAUAUUGGAAAUCAUUUUCGAAGAAUAAUGUGAAAUUUAUCUAUUCAACUGUUCGAGGAGCUGGCCAUAUGGUACCUAGAGAUAGGCCAGUUGCUAUGUUCCAUUUAAUUCAGUCUUUUCUAGAGAAAAAAAGUCUAUAAAAAAAAGUAUUUUAUCUAUUUCAAUAUAUAUUUAAUCAUUUUCAUACAGAUUAUGUUUUGAUUGAAUUUACCGAUUUUAUAAAUCAUACAAAUGAACUCUUCACUAUUGAACACUUUGGAUAAUAAUAAGUUUUCGAUUGAAAUUAUUAUUGUUAU
This is a messenger RNA of Heterobilharzia americana, 8200 nucleotides long. The record is from the annotation of a GenBank genome assembly. Lineage: Eukaryota; Metazoa; Platyhelminthes; Trematoda; Strigeidida; Schistosomatidae.